This is a messenger RNA of Lytechinus variegatus (green sea urchin), 2746 nucleotides long. RefSeq lists its product as uncharacterized. The record is from RefSeq and is a predicted model, not a curated record. Bases 372 to 1760 code for a protein of 462 amino acids. The transcript is spliced from 11 exons. NCBI's taxonomy places the organism in Eukaryota, Metazoa, Echinodermata, Echinoidea, Temnopleuroida, Toxopneustidae.
CCGAACUGAUCGUAGAGACUCGAGAACAGGUGAUGAUCGAGUUAUACAGUGAUGCACUGGCAAAUGACUGUUUAAAGCAUUGAUGCUACACUAUCUGGUGCCACCGGGCACUUAUGAUAUAUUCCGUCUAGAAAAGAUCACAAUUCAUUCUCUCGUUUUAAAAGCUUAGUGAUCACCCAUCGCAUGAUUGGGCCCAAUUUCUUCCUGUUUUUCCUGAAAUUUCCGUAAGACGAAACCAAGGCGGAAUUUGCGUGUGGAGUGUGGUUGUUGCUUGGACUAUAAUUUGCAAGAUUGUCUUAUCAUCGAUAAAACAUACUCGACGACAAGCACUGAAUCAGUAUUAUCAAGAUAGGAUUUUCGACUUUUCCACGAUGGCUGAUUUUCUUUGUCAUCCGCCUAACCAACUGAGCAUCAGACGGGACAGUGGCGGGGUACUUCAGGCAGCACAGGGUCUAAUCGACUCGGCCUGGUCGUUGUAUGGAGAGUUAGAGGCCGCUCUACCCGAGUUCGUCAAAUCAUUAGAGACAAGUCUUCAAAUCCUCCGCCAGAGCCUCGGGGAUGGAGCCAAGUGCCUUAAGGUAGAGAGCGACUUGUCGAAAGCCUCUCGCCAGAUGUUGGAACAGCUCCCACCCAUCAUAUGCGAUAUUGGCAGACAUACAUUCACCAUGGCAACGAGUGAUGCCAGUAGAGAAAGUUUUCUACUUCCGGAUAACACGCUAGCUCUUCAGGUUAAAGCAAGGUUAAGAGAUCUGAAUCGUGUUGCCAAGGGAUUGUCUGCUGAGCUGUCGACAAACGACAAACGGAGAACAAACACGAGAUUAUCACACGUAGAUACAGAAGAAGUGAAAAACUUCUGGGAAAUGAUUUUUGAUGACAGAGAAGAGAUUGAAUUGGCUGAAUUCUAUGAGACAAUAAGCGCCAUCAUCGGCAGGGAACCAAGAUGCCCUCUGGAAAGACUGGGGUCUUUCUUUACUUGUGACUAUGUUGACCCCCUAAAUUUCGAUCGCUUCGUCAAAAUUGUUGACGCAAACAACGUGCAAACAGCCCAUGACAAACUGCUCAUGGGGUCUGCCAUCAACGUUUCCCAGUUCCUUAAGAGCCAGAUCAGGAUUGGUCACUUGAGAGACGCGAUACCCCAAGGAGACUCAAACGAACCAAUCAGGGCCCUCGACGCAAGGAGGCGGACGUCGAGCAAUGACUCCUUGACGUCGCCACGCCUCGGGUUGUCUCCAAGGAAUGAGAACGGCAAUGAAAGCCUUACGUCAGUACUCAGCAAUCACUCAGAUGUUUCUAGCUCAGCCUGGUUGAAGAUCAAAGUGGAAAACUGGUUCAGAGAGGUGGAUCGUCUUUACAGGUUCUUUCACGGUGAUAUACCCAAAGACGACGCUGAGGCCCUUCUGAGAGGGCGCCUUCCAGGUACAUUCUUGCUCCGUUACAGCUGCACCAAUCCUAGUCGUCUCUGUGUGUCGUUCGUCUACUCAGUCGAUAACAGUCCCUGGAAGGAGGAAGUCCUUCGGCGUGACGUCAUCCUUCACCAUGAACUCAUCUGUACAAAUGUCAAGGGAAUUACAAGCCCAAGACAAGGAGGUGAUAUAAGAAGACGAUUUAGUGGUGAUGAUCUCAGCCCGCGAAGAGAGAAGAAAGCGGUAUUGAAUGGCCAAAAAGCAUUUAGUGCGCUCCACCACGUGAUGAAGUCAGGUGCCUUGCUCGAGGAGAGUCUCAAAUCCCCGAGUUCAUUACUUCCUAGUUUACAAAGAUGAUCACCGCUUAAAAAUCAGGCUGAAUGUCAAUGGAAUUAUAAGAAAAGUAGGACGAAAUUAACCAAGGAUAACUUACUGGAAUAAUGGAGUAAUAAUGAAGUAACGGUUUUGUAAUGGAAAUGUAUUGAAAUAUUCAUCCAUCUCGAUAUCAUUCAUGAAAUAUAAUUUAGCAAUUAGAUUCAUUGCCCAAUUAAGUUAAUACAAAGUACAAAAAUACAUUCAACUUCAAAUGGAAAGGGCGAAAUAAACUUGUUACAAAUAUGGUAUGUAAGACUGAAAAAAGGCGGGAUACUACACAAGAAUAUUUUGUAAAACAAAAUAAUGCCCUGAAUAUUGCUUGGUAAAAAAUCAUUUGCGAUGUGCCAUCCCAGAUCCAAAAAUAAGUCGUCCAAAAUUAAUUUCGAGAUAUACAUUGAGCUUGAUAAAGCACGUUCUAAGCUUUAAAAUGAUUUAUUACUUGCCAAAAUUUAUCAACAAAAGGGAAAAUUAAUACUUUAUUGAAUGUAAAAGAAAUUCGGUGAGAUUUUCAAAGAAUGAAGAGAAACAAGGUUUAAAAGUUUAGAAGCAUGCAUGAGACGAGACGUACACACUGUGUAAUCUACUUCUGUGAGACAAUGGAAAAACAGCGGUGUUGAUUUAACAUCAGCCGGGUAUCUAUAUCGGUACACACCAGAGUUGAAACAACACCAGUUAAAAAUGAAACCGAUAUAGGUUUAACACUAAUUGGUGUUGCUUUUAUGUCAAAUUGGUGUUAGCCUAUAUAAUGCCAACCCGAUGUUGUUUCAACAUCUCUCUGGCGUGGACCGAUAUAGAUACCAGACCGGUGUUAAAUUAACACAUAGUGUAUGUGGGGGAAAUAAUUGGGUUAAAAAAAACUCCUGUAUCUCGUUAUCACACUUUGCAACUUUAUUUUUGAAAAAGAAGAGUUACUCUUAGAUAUAAUCUCAUUUUCACACUUUUUACCUUUUAAAAACAGAAUCAUUGUU